Messenger RNA from Wyeomyia smithii (pitcher-plant mosquito), 841 nucleotides. RefSeq lists its product as uncharacterized. The record is from RefSeq and is a predicted model, not a curated record. The transcript has 4 exons. Lineage: Eukaryota; Metazoa; Arthropoda; Insecta; Diptera; Culicidae. Bases 80 to 703 code for a protein of 207 amino acids.
UGAUAUCGGUGGUGAUUUAUUCGAUUUCGAUCUGAAACCGUAAAUUUGAUAAGCUUCUUAUUUUUUGGGAUUAACAAGCAUGCAGGUUUAUUACUAUUGGUCGGCCUUAUAUCUGCUUUGGGUUGGCAGUGUGCACGGGGCCACCGACAUAGAUGAUCCUCUGGUGACGACUCUUUCGCCUGCCGAGGAAUACAAAAACAAUCCGUACUGUUUCCGGUUCACGUGGCUAGGUCCCAAGUACAACAAGGACAGUCCAUAUAAGAAUAUAACAUGCGAAAAUUUGCUGAAGAAAGCCAACGGUAUUCCGUGUUUUCAUCCGCUGGUAGUCACAAAUAAUAGCAAUGUGCCGGAUACGGAAUACAUGUGGAACGAGUAUAAGGACAAACCGUCGCAAAUUGCUUGUCGAUUAGUGCGUGGAGAGGUCUGUGCCCGGUUUACUUAUCGGUAUAACGGUGCAAUUGAGAACAUCACGUAUAUGUGCGCCAAAAUGAACGUGGACAACGAAUCAUCGACGACGUCCACCUGCUACACCGAGGAUCGUAGUGGCCGGGAGAUCGAGGUGUGCGUUUGCGAAUCGGGAGCCGGAAGGACACCCUGCAACCGGAGCAGUACGCUGCUGUUGGCCCAACUUGGGCAACCGAUGGUGCUGGCGGUCAUUGCCCUGGCACAGCUGCUUGUGCUGCGUGUCUGUUUGGUACGAUAGCACCGCUGACGAUAUGUAUAUUUGUAACUGGAAUAUCACUUCUUUUUGAGAAAGAGAAUAACUGACGAAAAUUAUUUAUUUAAUGUACUUAUCAAAAAAAUAUCAAAAAUAUAUCUCUUUACAGUUUUGGUGAAUUUA